CAAGGGCAAGGCAAACUCCCAAACAAAAGAAAACGAAAGGAAGUGGGAAUUUAACCCCAUCUCGAUCGUUCAAUUCAACCCAUCAUCAUCAUCCUCUGUCCAGUAAAUUCCACCAUCUCGGGCCACACUUGUCCCGUCCCCUCUUUCCUCCGUUCAAUUCGACCCCAUCUCGCGCAUCGCCGGUCAAAAACCCCCCAAAAUUCCGAACCUGAGCCCGGGGGCUCGCUUCAAAUGCGCCGGCAGCGCGCCGCCGCACGCCACCGAUGAGCCCCAUCGCGUCCGGCGCCGCGGGCGGUGACCUCUUCGCCGCCAACCUCACGGGCUCGCUCCUCGCCGUCGCCUCCUCGGCGUUCAUCGGCGUCAGCUUCAUCGUCAAGAAGAAGGGCCUCCGACGCGCCGGCGCCGCCGGCAUCCGAGCAGGUGUCGGAGGGUAUGGCUACCUCUUGGAGCCACUCUGGUGGGUCGGGAUGGUAACCAUGCUUGUUGGGGAGAUCGCCAAUUUCAUCGCUUACAUGUUUGCACCUGCAGUCCUCGUCACGCCAUUGGGCGCACUCAGUAUUAUUGUCAGUGCUGUUCUAGCCCAUUUCACACUGAAUGAGAAGUUGCAUCGGGUGGGUGUGCUGGGCUGUGGUCUCUGCAUUGUUGGGUCGACUAUGAUCAUCCUACAUGCUCCCCAGGAGAGGACCCCUAGUUCCGUGGAGCAGAUUUGGCACCUGGCCACACAGCCUUCCUUCCUUUGCUAUGCUGCCAUAGCAGUGGGAGUUUCUCUGUUCCUCAUGCUGUACUGUGCUCCGCGGUAUGGACAAACAAACAUAAUUGUUUAUGUUGGAAUUUGCUCGGUGAUUGGAUCCUUGACGGUAAUGAGCAUAAAGGCUGUGGGCAUUGCCAUUAAGCUUACAAUUGAAGGCAUAAACCAGGCUGGCUAUUUUCAGACAUGGGUGUUUGCAGUGGUUUCAGCAACAUGUAUAGUUAUUCAAUUAGUUUAUCUGAAUAAGGCACUGGAUACUUUCAAUACAGCAGUUGUCUCUCCCAUCUACUAUGCCAUGUUCACAACCCUCACCAUUUUAGCAAGUGCUAUAAUGUUCAAGGAUUGGUCUGGGCAGAGAGCAAGCAACAUAGCCUCAGAGAUUUGUGGAUUUCUUACAGUUCUUGCUGGGACUGUUGUGCUUCAUUCGACUAGAGAACCUGAUCAAACUUCAUCAGCAGACCUGUAUGCACCACUCCCGCCAAAAAUAUAUUGGCACAUCCAAGGGAAUGGCGAUAUUGGGAAACAAAGAGAGGAUGACUCCCUUACAUGUGAAUUCAUCACUGUUGUGCGGCAAGACUACUUUGUGUAGGGAUCAUCCAGUAUGCCUGCCUGGUUUUUCAUAUGUUUUUUUUUCCUGAGUCCCUCCACUGUAGUAUGUAGACAGAAUCCGUUACAAGACCCAUUCUAGUCAAAACACCAGCUUGGAGCAAUUGUGAAAUUUUGUAGAAAUUGUGUUGGAUUGCAUCCAGCGCAUUGCGUCCAAGCUAGUGGCCAAAACAUUUGCUUUCUAAACAACCUAGCCUUAGUUUGAAGAUAUGUAGCAAGUGUUUUACUGCCCCCAUCUGAGUGUAAAUUAUGUAAGGUGUUGGCUUCCUUUUGCUAUCCUCGUUCUUUUAAAGUAGAAUCCUUUUCGGCUCCUGAAUGUAAGUUGAUGUAUUUGAGGUUUGUAUUUGUGCAGUGCUUUGUGAUUGUAAACCCCCCAGCUCAGUGAGGUUUUGAAACCAAGCAGAGCUGCUUGCUUUGAUUUUGUGUAUGUUUGUAUAAAGUCUAUAACGUAUGCUUGAGUGCUUUGAGCCCUUGACCAUAGGUCCAGCACAAUCCUGAAUAUUCAAGAGGUUUCGAGUGCA
Molecule: messenger RNA, 1875 nt
Organism: Setaria italica (foxtail millet)
Lineage: Eukaryota; Viridiplantae; Streptophyta; Magnoliopsida; Poales; Poaceae
Product: probable magnesium transporter NIPA7
Exons: 9
Coding region: 264-1337 (357 amino acids)
Biological process (GO): magnesium ion transport
Cellular component (GO): membrane
Molecular function (GO): magnesium ion transmembrane transporter activity
Source: RefSeq, a predicted model, not a curated record